Nelumbo nucifera (sacred lotus) is the source of this 2830-nucleotide messenger RNA. The record is from RefSeq and is a predicted model, not a curated record. Lineage: Eukaryota; Viridiplantae; Streptophyta; Magnoliopsida; Proteales; Nelumbonaceae.
UUUUCUUGUUUUCUUAAUAUUCAGCUUACUUCUUUGACUCUUUAGUUUAAAUCCAAGAAUAGUCGUUUAUGCUGAAAAUUGAGCGUUCACAAACUGAAGAGUGAAGCUUCCUCUAGAUUUCCAUGUUUCAGCUUAGCAAGCUUUUAGUUUCGUGAUGUCCCCUGCCGAUUGUUUACUUUUUAAUUUAAACCCAAGAAUAGUUGUUUCCUGUUAUUUUCGCAGAAAGUCAUGUUUAUAGAUAGUUCUGUGUUGAAAUUGAACGUUGACAAACUGAAGAGGUUGAAACUUCCGGUCGACUUCCAUGGUUCCGCUUAGCAAGCUCUUAAUUUCGUGACCCAAUUCCAGGUUUCUAAAUUCACAACCUACGAAAGCCUUGCAAAGUUGGGUGAUUUCCUUAUAAGAAAUGGAAAAAGAGCAAGAAUCAGAGUGGCUUGAAGCACAGAAGAUCAUCAUAAGUGAAGACCUCGUAGCUGCAGCAAAAGCACAGUUGCAAUUCCUUGCAGACGUUGAUCGAAAUCGUUAUCUCUAUGAUGGUCCUGUUCUGCACUAUGCAAUUUACAGGUACAAGGUUUGCUGGCUUCCCUUGCUUGCCAAACAUAAUGAGUCUUGGGUUCUAGAAGGGCCUUUGGUUGUGCCACUUGAUUGUGAAUGGAUUUGGCACUGUCAUAGGCUUAACCCGGUUCGGUACAAAGCAGACUGUGAGGAAUUUUAUGGAAGGAUCCUUGACAACCGCAAUGUUGUAUCAACUAUUAAAGGGGUUUCUACAAAGGAAACUGAAGAAAUUUGGAACAAUCUAUAUCCUGAAGAUCCAUACAAACUUGAUUUGAGAAUUCCUUUAUCAAAAAAAGUUGAUGAAAACCUUUCAGGGGUUUCAAAAAGCACCAAAUACGACUUGGUUUCAGCUGUUAAAAGGCAAAGCCCUUUCUUUUACCAGGUUGACAGACCAAAUAUGAACAACAAUCUUUUUCUUCAAUGUGCCAUGGAAAGAUACAAAGGAUUUUUGCAUUUGAUCAAGAGAAACAGGGAGAGAUCCAUCAAGCGCUUCUGUGUUCCAACUUAUGACAUUGACCUUAUCUGGCACUCUCACCAAUUACAUCCUGUUUCUUACUGUAAAGACCUGGUAGAAGCAAUUGGUAAGGUAUUAGAGCAUGAUGACACAGACUCUGACAGAACCAAAGGGAAGAAACUGGAUGUUGGAUUUUCUGGAACCACCAAACAGUGGGAAGACACAUUUGGUUCAAGAUAUUGGAGAGCUGGGGCAAUGUAUAGAGGUGCUGCUCCAUCUCCUGUUACAUUAACACCAUUUUCCUCAAACUUAGUGAGCAAGAAGGUAGAUCCAUCCAAUGUGCAUCAGAACAUAAUUGAGUUUCACAAGACAAAGGUUAUGGAGGUACUUCUGGAGAUUGUGGGGGUAAGAAACUUACCAACCAGGCACAAGGGCAACCUUUUUGUUUCUUUUAGUAAGAAACAACCAGAUUUAUUCUUUAAUGUUAAGAGAAGAGUGAGUAUUUUGUCUGAGUGUGGGGAGAAACGGGUUGCUGCUUUUCAGUGCGAACCUACAGGAGAGUUAUUCUUUGAACUUGUGUCCCAUUCACCUUCCAUCUUACCCAUAUCAAGGCCGGCCAAAAUCAUGGGGACAACAUCUAUAUCUAUGUCAGACUUGCUUGACCCAGCUUAUAAGCUUUCAAUGGAAAAAUGGUUCGAGUUGGUAGCCAGUUCUGGAAUUGACUCUAAGCCAAUCUGUCUGCGCAUUGCUAUCUCUAUCACUGUCCCUGCACUAGCAGCACAGGUACUUCAUAUGGUCCGGUUACAUCCAUUGUCAAUUAAUCCCUGUUUUUCACCACUACCAGGAAGGAUCCAACAUGCCAAGAGUUGGAAAUGUGUUCUGGAUGAAAGUGGCAAGGAGAUCAUUGGUAUUAAGAUGAGGGAUACUAAAAAAACAGAGGCAGGAACCAAAUGUGUUGCAAGGAAAGAGGUGGUUGGCAUUGUUGGAUCUGGUGAAACUCAUAUUCUAGCUGAGUCUGUAGGAACAGGUUGGUCUUUGAUGGGUUCUCAUGGUUCCUUUCAUCUUCGGAAGACAUCCAGUGAACACGGUCAUAUUUUUGAGCUUAGAGGUAAUCAAAUGGUAAAACUUUUCGUUGGUAGAAGGCUGGAAUUUGAAACCACCAACUGUGAGACAAAAAAGAGUGAACGUGACUACAUGACUGCAGUUGAAUACUCAACCGAUGAUCCAUACGGCAAAGCCUUGGCAUUGUUCAACUUGAAAUCAGGAAUUCUCAAGGUCAACGAAGAAUGGUUUUUGUUGCCUGGGAUAACAUUAGCUUUUAUUCUCUUCAUUCUGAGGAAAGAGGGAUACGGCGUUUUCAUUGUCAAUGGAGAAAACAGAAAGGAGAUGAAUGAUUUAAAUGAAGAUGAUGAGGGUUGUGAUGUGGAAGUAAGAGCGGACAGAUAGAUCACUGUACUGAAGAAAACAACAGACAGAAAUGCCUGAGAAAUGCAGUGUGGUGGUGCCAGGUGCUAGCAACGGAAAUUCUGGUGAUGUAGAGAGCCAAAUUGUGGUGUAUGUAGAAACAUGCGUAGCUGCAGAGAAUGCAGAGACAAGUGAAGAACAAACAGUAUAUGUGGUGGCAGCGGUGGGUAUAGACGUGAAUGUGAUGGUGGUUGCGGCGGCAAGUUGACAUAAAAGGGAGGGGACUCACGGUCCACGGAAGCGGCUUGAGGUUAGCAUCAUGAGGUGCCACGCAAGUAUGCUGUUUGGAAAACUAAAUAAUAAGAUCGAAGGAAAGUAAUUUACAGUAAAAUAAUAAAUGCAUAAUUACUGUUCUGUUAA